CGUGGCGUUUCGUGAGGAGCUGGCGGCGGCGGCGCGGCUGCGCUCCCGUCAGCUGUGCGCCGUGCUCGGCGUCAGUGAAGAGCCGCUGGCCGUGCUGGUGCAGCACUCCCCGCUAGGCGACCUCAACCAGUUCCUACAGGGUCACGUGUCCGAGACCAGCACCGGCGCCGGCAAGGUGCUGAGCUACGGCAGCUUGCUAUAUAUGGCCGCCCAGAUCGCGUCUGGAAUGAGUUUCUUGGAGGACAGCGACGUCAUUCACAAGGACCUGGCGGCACGGAACUGUGUGGUGUUUGACGAGCUGCAAGUGAAGCUGACCGACACAGGGUCUAUGCGGGACCUGUACUCGGCCGACUACUACCAGCUGGACAACACCCGUCUACCAAUUCGCUGGCUCGCCUGGGAGGCGCUCUUCAUGGGCCAGGUGAGCUCGGCAUCGGACGUCUGGUCCUUCGCCGUCACGCUGUGGGAGAUCCUGACAUUCGCCAGGGAGCAGCCGUUCGAGAAUUUCAGCGACGAGAGCGUCAUCUCCAAUCUAGCCCUGUUCUACAGCAACGACGGUGCUCGGCUGCCGGAAUACCUGCCGCCGCCGCCGGCCUGCAGCGCAGAGGUGUACGACUUGAUGCUCGAGUGCUGGCGGCGCGACCACGCCGAGCGGCCGCCGUUCCGCCAUAUCCACCUCUUCCUGCAGCGGCUGAACCUCGGCUACCGGCCGGCCGACGCGGCGUGACGGCGACCGGCCGCCGAGUCCGGCCGCACCUUCGCGCUGGUCGAGUGCC
Messenger RNA from Pollicipes pollicipes, 776 nucleotides. Its product is annotated as discoidin domain-containing receptor 2-like. Gene Ontology annotation, molecular function: protein tyrosine kinase collagen receptor activity; collagen binding; ATP binding. The record is from RefSeq and is a predicted model, not a curated record. Gene Ontology annotation, biological process: positive regulation of phosphatidylinositol 3-kinase/protein kinase B signal transduction; multicellular organism development; positive regulation of kinase activity. NCBI's taxonomy places the organism in Eukaryota, Metazoa, Arthropoda, Thecostraca, Pollicipedomorpha, Pollicipedidae. The transcript is spliced from 5 exons. The annotation marks the transcript as partial. Gene Ontology annotation, cellular component: signaling receptor complex; plasma membrane.